GAGGGGAACGUCUUAACAGGCCGCGUUGCUAGGCCUGCGCAGCGUGCGGAGGAGGUGCAGCUGCGCCUGGGCCCGUCUGCUCCCUUGGAUUGCAGGGAACGCCAGAGAUACGCAUCGACGGCCGGGAGCUGUCACGGACCCUCUCCUCCUCCUCCCCUGUCCCGUGAGUCGUCUCAGCCGCCGCCGGCUCUCGGAGCCCUACCCUUCUUUCGUCGGAGCCCUACCCUUCUUCUCGUCGGAGCCCAUGGACCGGCAACCCCAGGACUACGCGGCUGCGGCCAUGGCGUACGCACAGGGGCAGCAGCCACCGCCGCCGCAGUACGGCGGGUACCACCCACAGGCGCCGCCGCCUCAGUACCCGCCCCACCCUUACGGCGCGCCGCUCCCGCAGUACCGGCCCGCGCCCUAUGCGCGCCCCAUGCCGCCUGCCUACUCGCACCUGCUGCCGCACCAGCAGCCGCCUCCCCCGUACGCAGCGCACCCGCCGCCGCCGCACGCCUUGUCCACGCCCUCCCCGCCGCCGCCGCACCACCCUUACAUGCACCCGCCACCGUUCGAGUCCGCCCCGCCUCCUCCGGCCGCUCCACCCGCCGAUCCGGAGCUCCAGAAGCGCAUCGACAAGCUCGUCGAGUACAUCGCGAAGAACGGGCCGGAUUUCGAGGCCAUGAUCCGCGACAAGCAGCACGACAACCCGGACUACGCCUUCGUCUUCGGCGGGGAAGGUCACGCCUACUACAGGUACAUGCUCUGGCUCUUGCCGCGCCCGCCGGUGCCCGCGCCCUACCCGCCGGCCUCGAUGCAUAUGAUGCCGCCUAUGGGCCCUAUGAUGAGGGGACCGCCGAUUCACCAGCCGGGGUACCCGCCAUUCUAUGACCAGCACCAGCAGUUUGCUGCUGCUCACGGCCAUGGGGACUAUGAAGCUGCGGCGCAACCAUUCAAGGGACUGUCCGGACCGCUCCCUGCAGAUGUUGCUGCUGAGCUCCAAGAUGUGCUUAUCAAUCUUAAUGGCACUAAGGAAUCAAUAAAGGGAGCGAAGUCAUGGUUUAUGCAAAGAUUGCCGUUCGCGCCGGCUCUGGCUGAAGCUCUUAAGGAGAGAGUAUUUGUGUUGGAGGAUUCGGAGCGGCAGCUGCACAUAAUUUUCCUGGUGAACGAUAUUCUUUUUGAAAGCUUACAGAGACGAACUAGUAUUCGGGACCUUGACAAUGAGGCUAUUGCUUUCAAAUCCGUACUGGGUCCCAUGCUUGCAAGGGUUUACAAUAAUUCACAGAGUAAAGAUGACAACCAGACCCGUGUUGAGAAGAUCCUGCAGUUUUGGGGUUCAAAGGAAGUUUACGACCAGGAAACAAUUGCUAAUUUUGAAAGAGAGAUGAAAGGUGGCUUGCCUUAUUCGCUGGUGCCACGACAUGUUUCACCAGACCCUACGACCUUUUCAGGAUCAGCGCCAGUGCCCUCAAAAUGGUCCUCGGAACCUCCAGAGAAGGAUAAGCCGAUCCAUCCUGUCGCUGGUGCAAGCCAAUCUGUCCCCACCGCACAGUUUCCAUCAAACCAACUUACAGCCGGUGUCUAUCCUCCUGUAGGCCAAAAUGCAUUUGCAGGAUCUUUGCCAGUGCAACCGUCGUCAACAGUUCCCGCUGUGGCUCCUCAAAGCACUGCCGCCGCAAACGAUUCAACUCCACCUCCUUAUCCGCUCUUCCCGCCUGGCCUCAUCCCUGGAAUGGUUCGGAAGAUGCAAAUAGGCAGCGGGGUACCGUACUCUUCCCUGAGCCCGCUCGACAUCCCCACGACCAUCCCGCCAUCGUCAGUCCCGGAGUCCGAGAUCCUCGAGCGCGUGUCCAAGUUCUUCAGCGACAUUGGGGAGGUGAACCCGUCAGAAGGUCCGAUGAGGCAAGGCGAGCCCGAUGACUACGACGACUACGAGAGGGAGCUUCCUGCGCGGAAGGGAGGCGCCUGCAUCCCUCCCCCGCCGAAUCUGCUUCUGAACCCUGAGACAGGGAUGCACGCCGAUGGCAGCGUCGACAGUAAGCCAGGGUCCAGCGGCCGGUUGGGUCUCGGAGCAUCCGCCGAUCCGAACGAGGUGAGCCAGUAUGACGAUGUGUAUUCUUCUUAUCGUAAGCAAAGGAGCUCAACGUAUCACAUUUCCAUCACCGCUCGCUCAUCGACGUCAAGGUGAUGGUAGCAGAGAUGCAUGUCUCGAGCACCCCCUUCUGACAUUUGUGGGUGAUUCUGUACGGUUAAUACAUGAGAUGAGAAAACUGUAAGAACAUUGUAGUGCCUGAGAACUUUUUUAUGGCAAAAUGUGGUCUACAGGUUCUUAAAUCGAAAUGUAGUUGCCCCAUCUGCAAAUUAUGCUUGUCCUGACCUGCUACGUUGUGUGAUAGCUUCUCCUUCUGGUCAGUCCCGGCAGUGAUCACUGUGUAUUUGAACAUGACAUUGAUCAACGGAAAAAAGACACUUGAAACA
This is a messenger RNA of Zea mays, 2460 nucleotides long. Lineage: Eukaryota; Viridiplantae; Streptophyta; Magnoliopsida; Poales; Poaceae. The record is from RefSeq and is a predicted model, not a curated record.